UAAUCUAUGAACCUAAAGAAUAAGAAGCACUUCUUAAACAUAUCAAAAUUUUGUGUAUUUAGACAUGAUCAAUCAAACGAAAGUGAGUUUUGUGCUCAUCAUUCUAACCAUAGCAGCGAAAGUCACCGAAAGCGAGUUUUCUGAUAGUCACGAUGCUAAAAUAACUAGACUUUUGAAGAAACUCAAUAAACCUGCUCUUAAAUCUAUUAAGAGUCCAGAUGGAGAUAUUAUAGAUUGUGUUCAUAUGAAGAAUCAUCCCAUUUAUGAUCAUCCUUUAUUUAAAAAUCACACAAUCCAGAUGAGACCAAGUUCUUAUCCGGAAGGAAUGAAUAAUGAACCUUCAGACCAAAAAAAGGAAAAUUUAGUGACUCAACUAUGGACAACCAACGGAAAAUGCCCCAAAAAUAGUAUUCCGAUAAGAAGAACAACAAGAGAAGAUAUUUUACGAGCAAAAUCGAUCGAAAGCUUUGGAAAAAAAACUUCCAACAGGUUUACUCAACCUAGUCCAGUGAACUCGACUAGUAACGACGGCAUACAUGAGUACGCAAUACUUGAAGUACAUGGAAAAUUUCAUGGAGCCAGCUCAAUAAUAAACGUGUGGAAGCCUUAUGUACGAACGGAAGAUGAAUUUAGCCUAGCACAAAUAUGGCUUGUGGCAGGCCCUCCUGGUGACGAACUUAAUGCCAUUGAAUUUGGUUGGCAGGUGUACGAAGGCAAAUAUCAUGAUAAUAACCCUAGAUACUUUAUCUUUUGGACUGCUGAUGGUUACCGGACAGGCUGUUACAAUUUUGAUUGCCAUGGAUUUGUUCUUGUCAGCCGAGAAAUUGCUUUAGGUGGAGCAAUUGCUAACGUUUCGACUUUAGGUGGUCAACAAUAUCAGAUUCCUGUAUCUAUAUGGAAGGAUGAGCAAACAGGAGAUUGGUGGUUGAAACUUUAUUAUACUAUAUUUGUUGGGUAUUGGCCUUCCUCAUUGUUCACCCAUCUACGAGAUAGUGCAUCUAUAAUUGAAUGGGGAGGCGAAAUAUUAGAUUUUAAGGAUGAUGGAAGACACACAACAACGAGAAUGGGAGGUGGAUAUUUUGCACAGGAAGGUUUAACAAAAGCUGCUUAUUUCAAGAAUCUCGAGAUAGUUGAUGAACAUAAUAUUUGGAGAAGAAAUGAGGGAGGUCAUACUAUCAUGACGCAAGAGAGUUGUUACAAUAUCCAAUCUGCUUAUCAUGAUACUUGGGGGAAUUUCUUUUAUUACGGCGGUCCUGGUCGAAAUCAAAAUUGUAUGUGAUUACAUAUAAACAUAUUAUAGAUGCAACUAACUCGUAUAUGAGUCAUUUAUGUCAUUUACCAUUGUCAUAUAGUAUCUAUAUGAUGGUUUAAAUAAAUUCAAGAGAUAAUUUCAAUAUAAGAGAAUAUAUAGUCAA
Molecule: messenger RNA, 1415 nt
Organism: Arabidopsis lyrata subsp. lyrata
Lineage: Eukaryota; Viridiplantae; Streptophyta; Magnoliopsida; Brassicales; Brassicaceae
Exons: 7
Coding region: 65-1279 (404 amino acids)
Source: RefSeq, a predicted model, not a curated record